Lasiodiplodia theobromae is the source of this 1119-nucleotide messenger RNA. RefSeq names its product TfdA family Taurine catabolism dioxygenase TauD. Bases 1 to 1119 code for a protein of 372 amino acids. The transcript has 2 exons. The record is from RefSeq and is a predicted model, not a curated record. NCBI's taxonomy places the organism in Eukaryota, Fungi, Ascomycota, Dothideomycetes, Botryosphaeriales, Botryosphaeriaceae. Gene Ontology annotation, molecular function: oxidoreductase activity.
AUGGGCAGCCUUCCAGAAUUUUCGGUGAAGCCGCUUCCAAAAUCGUCCAUCUCGGACGUUGACUUUGGAGCUGAAGUAACGGGAGUCAGCGUUGAGAACCUCACAGAUGAUGCAUUUGCUUUCCUUCGCACCGCUCUUUACACGCACAACGUCGUCCUCAUCAAAGGGCAGAAGAACCUUUCCCCGAAAGCUCAAUACGAGCUGACUCGCCGCUUCGACCCUGCCGCCGACACAUACAGCCAUGGGAAAUCAAUCGACAAGCGCAGCAUCCUCCACGCCGAUCUCAAAACCAUCCCGCACCAGCCCCAAGUCCAGGUCAUCGGCAGCGGGUUUGUCAAAUCGUACGAAGGCCUGGAAGAUAUCACCCUCGUUCAUCCCCACCACCGGAAGUUCCACCGUGACCCCAUUCCCGAGGAGGAAGAUCACGAUUACACCCACUUCUACCGCUGGCACAUUGAUUCGGCGAUGUAUGAGCUCGAUCCCCCAAGGGUCACUUCAUUAGCCGCAGUCCAAGUACCGCAAGGGCGCCGCCAGAUCUGCAGGUACGACGAUGGAUCUGGGGAGGAGCUCGAUGUUCCACUUGGGACCACCGCAUUCAUUAGCGGAUACAGGAUGUACGAUCUGCUCUCGGAAGAGGAUAAGGAGUUCGUCCGCACGAGCGAGGUCGAGUACGGUGCGCAUCCGUACAUUUGGAUGAGUGAAGCCCGGUCCCGCUCCAACGGCCUGGGGUUAUUUUCUGAGGGACGUGAAAUUCCGGACGAUCGACUUCCUCCAGUGGAUCCCUCGAAAAUUCGGCGGUAUCCAAUGGUGUGGAAGAAUCCGCUUACAGGGAAGCUCGCAUUGAUGGUGUACCCAACGCCUGCGCGGAGGAUCUGGCGCAAGGAUAGUUCCGUGAUUGAAGAUUUAGAGACGGUGAGGAGCAUUGUGUACAGGUUGCAGAGGCCGGGUAUAAGUCCGAGAUUGGUCUAUCCACAUGACUGGGAGGAGGGCGACCUGAUCCUCUUUAAUAAUCAUGGCGUGAUGCACUCAAUCGUCGGUUCUUUCACGGAGGGUGAGGUUAGGAUUUUUAAGCAGUGCAACAUGGCUGCAAGCAGUGCUCCUAUUGGGGCCGAUUCAUAG